AAUUCUCCGUACAUUUUUUAUUCCUUUUAUAAUUAUCCUUUCGAAGCAACAUUUCGUUCUAGAUCUCGCAGCUGAAACAAACCCCGUUAACAUGACAACUACGCAAAUCGCGAUUCUCGGCGCCGGUAUCUUCGUCAAAACGCAGUACGUUCCGCGACUCUCCGAGAUCUCCGACAUCGUUUCCGUCAAAUUCAUUUGGAGCCGCUCCGAGGAAUCCGCGAAAAGUGCGGUUGAGAUUGCGCGUAAGCAUUUUGGUGGUGUGGAGGCUGUUUGGGGAGAUCAAGGACUUGAUCGGAUUAUUAAUGAUGAUUCGAUUCUUGGCGUUGCUGUGGUUCUUGCUGGACAAUUUCAGGUUGAUAUAUCACUGAAACUUCUGAAGGCAGGGAAGCAUGUCCUUCAAGAGAAACCAGCAGCAGCUUCUAUAAGUGAGAUAGAAAAGGCAUUGUCAGGCUACAACUCUAUUCGUGCCAAUGUACGUGGUCAACCAAUUUGGGCUGUGGCAGAAAAUUAUCGAUUUGAACCUGCCUUUGUCGAGUCCAAGAAACUAAUGGCAGAGAUUGGGGAUAUGAUGAGUGUCCAAGUUAUUGUUGAAGGAUCAAUGAACAGUUCAAAUCCAUACUUCUCAAGCUCUUGGAGGCGAAAUUUCACAGGAGGUUUCAUUUUGGAUAUGGGUGUGCAUUUCAUUGCAGGAUUAAGGAUGCUCGUUGGAUGUGAGGUUGUCUCAGCAUCAGCCACGACCUGUCACGUGGACAAAACUUUACCUCCACCUGACAUUAUAUCAUCCAACUUUCAACUGGAGAAUGGAUGCUCUGGAGUUUUUGUGAUGGUUGUUUCCAGUAGAUCUUCAAAGAUAUUCUGGCGAGUUGUUGGUUUGAAAGGAACGAUACAAAUUGAGCGUGGAAACCAAAAUGGACGCCAGGGUUACACGGUUUUAUAUUAUACUGCUGAUGGGCAGUGCAAAAGUUUCUUCUACCCAUUCAGUGGAGUGACUGAUGAAUUUAAAACUUUCAUACAUGACAUUCAAGAGGCUAAGAAGGGAAAUGGCCAUGAAGUCGAGCCUCGCUUAUCUUAUAUUGAAGGUGCCAGAGAUGUUGCUCUUCUUGAGGCAAUGAUGGAAUCAGGAUCGAAAAACGGAGCCCUAGUUCACGUUAAAAAAUUCUAGGUUGACUAUCGAAUCCUCUGCUUGGCCAACAUCAUUCUGUCCAGCUAGGAACAUGAUUCUUAUGCUCAAUAUUUUUCUCCAAAUUUCUGAGUUCAUUCUUCAUUGUAAGAUUCAGGUUCAAUAUUGCAAACUCGAAGGCAGGAUACGGCUUCUCUGUUAGAUUCAAUUCUACCGAAUAAGAUCAAAUGUACGAACUCAGAUUGGGAAUGGUUGGUAAGAAUUUGUAAAGUUUUGAGGAAAACAAAAAAUAUUUCAGUGUUGUACCAUGUGAGUGGAUGGGCAGGGGCCAAGAGGCAUGCCCUGCUGAGCAAGAAAUCUGGCUAAAUCUUUAACUACGUUGAUGGGCCACAUUAUCACACAUCACGUACAAUAAUUAGCCAAACAUGCCCAACAUGAAUAAACAACUCUGAAUUUCUUUGUUGGUGAA
Molecule: messenger RNA, 1589 nt
Organism: Pistacia vera
Lineage: Eukaryota; Viridiplantae; Streptophyta; Magnoliopsida; Sapindales; Anacardiaceae
Exons: 12
Coding region: 92-1162 (356 amino acids)
Biological process (GO): NADPH regeneration
Cellular component (GO): cytoplasm
Molecular function (GO): nucleotide binding; oxidoreductase activity
Source: RefSeq, a predicted model, not a curated record